This is a messenger RNA of Corticium candelabrum, 4044 nucleotides long. Its product is annotated as cytoplasmic FMR1-interacting protein 2-like. Gene Ontology annotation, cellular component: SCAR complex. NCBI's taxonomy places the organism in Eukaryota, Metazoa, Porifera, Homoscleromorpha, Homosclerophorida, Plakinidae. Gene Ontology annotation, biological process: cell morphogenesis; regulation of translation; regulation of actin filament polymerization. Gene Ontology annotation, molecular function: RNA 7-methylguanosine cap binding; small GTPase binding. Bases 29 to 3793 code for a protein of 1254 amino acids. The transcript is spliced from 27 exons. The record is from RefSeq and is a predicted model, not a curated record.
AGUCGACGGAUGCCCGUACUCUAGGAAGAUGGCGUCCUUGGAUGCUGCACUGGGAAGUGUGUCUCAGUUGGAAGCUUUAGACCUGCCAGACGAACAGCCUAACAUUGAAGCUGCAACGUUAUCUAUAGUCUACGAUGUAAGUUUUGACUCAAACUUCGAAGACCGCACAGCUUUCGUGACAGGAGUAGCCAAAUAUAACGAAGAAGCCACUGUCCAAGCCAGUCUGAAUGAAAUAUUAGAAGAAGGCGAGAAACACGCGUCUGUGAUUUACACGUGGCGGAGCUGCUCUCGUGCUGUACCUACUGUGAAAAGUGAUGACCAAGAGAAUCGCAACGAAAUCUACGAGAGAACUGUCGAGGUUCUUGAACCGGAGGUGUUGAAGCUGAAAGAUUUCCAUCGCUUCUCAGAAAGUGCUAUUGACCGCUUUGUAGACGAAGUCAAACGUUUGGCUCAUGAGAAUAAGAGAAAGGACUUUUUAUCUGAGACGUAUUUGUUAACUCUGGGAAAGCUGAUGAACAUGUUUGCUGUACUGGACGCGUUGAAGAACUCUAAAGCUGGAAUAAACAAUGAUCUUUCGUUCUUCAGACGUGCCGAUGGAUACUUGAAGAGAGGCUCACAUGAUGCAGCAAUGCUAGUCGAGCUUCAAAAUUUGUCUCUCUUUUUUGGUACUCAAAACAAAGUCACCUCACUUUUAAAGGAGAAGCUAGAACCAGUCUUAGCAUUUGAAGAAGUGAUUGGAGACACAGUCAACAUGUGUCUACAGUUGUUUGAGAAUGAUAUAUAUCUUCUACCACAUGAGAAGCACAUGCUAUUGAAGGCUGUGGGAUAUGGUUUAGUUCUUAUUGAUGGUGGGAAGAGCAACAUUUACAAAUUAGAUACCAAGAAGAAGAUUAACAUUGCUCAUAUUGACAGAGCGUUCAAGACGUUGCCUGUUGUGCCUCUGUAUGGAGAUCUUCAGAUUGCUAUUUGCUCAUAUAUCAAGCAGUCAAGGCAUUACGAUUCAUCUCGAUGGACAUGCGUGACAGAUGCUGCUGAGGAGAAAGUCACAAUGAUGCAAUAUAAUCUUGUAGCAAAGAUGGACAUGGUUCGAGCUGAACAUGAACAGUACAGCAGUGAACUGGCACGAUUCAGUAAUGAGGUAGCAACUCUUGCCCCCACCACUCGCACAGACACACAGAACAGAGAACUGACAGAUCUUGCUCUUCGUGGCUUACAAAGACUUUCCAGUUGGACAGCUCACCUAACAGAGAUGUUCUCAUGGAAACUUCUUCACCCAACAGACAAGUAUUUGAACAGGGAAUGCCCAGAUGAUGCAGAGGAGUACGAAAGAGUGAUUCGCUAUAACUUCAGUUCUGCUGAAAAAUUUGCCUUUGUUGAGGUGAUUGCGAUGAUCAAGGGGCUCAUGUCUCUUAUGCUAAGGAUGGAGAUGGUGUUCAGUGAGGCAAUUCGUCGUUCAAUUCAUAGUGAAAUGCAGGAGUUUAUUCAAGUCACGUUGAGAGACCCUCUUCGAAGAGCAGUAAAACACAAAAAACAGAUGGUCAGAACAGUUUUAAUGGCUAUUCGGGAGACAUGUGUUGACUGGGCCAAAGGUGUUGAGCCACGUGAUGAUCCUUGUUUGAAGGGGGAAAAAGACCCAAAAUCUGGGUUUCAUGCUGACUUGCCAAGGAGACGAGUUGGGCCAUCAAGCACACAGCUGUACAUGAUUCGCACGAUGGUGGAGUCUCUCAUUUCGGAGAAAGGUGGUCGUAAAGUCCUCAGACAGGAUCUUAACCAGAGAGACAUUCCUGGAUUGGAGGCAUUUGUUCGACGAAGUUUCUUUUACAAACAUCUUCUUGACUUCAGUCGUGUGCUUCGUGAGUGUUGUGACUUGUCGCAGUUAUGGUUUAGAGAAUUUCAUCUUGAAUUGACGAUGGGCAAACGAAUACAGUUUCCUAUUGAGAUGUCAUUACCUUGGAUUCUAACUGACCAUAUUUUGGAGACCAAAGAACCAGCAAUGAUGGAGUACGUAUUGUUUCCUCUUGAUCUGUACAGUGAUAGUGCUCAUUAUGCUUUGCACAAGUUCAAGAAACAGUACCUAUAUGAUGAAGUGGAGGCCGAGGUCAACUUGUGUUUUGACCAGUUUGUGUACAAAGUCAGUGAACAGGUGUUUGUCUACUUUAAGACACAAGCCUGCAGUGUUCUUUUGGACAAACGUUUCCGCGCUCACUGUGCUAGUGGACCUGAAUCAGUCAAAGUUCCCUACCCUCAAUGCAAUCGAUACUCGACUAUUCUUAAACAGCGUCAUGUUCAAAUCUUGGGCCGUUCAGUUGAUCUCAAUCGUCUGAUUGCACAGAGAGUAAAUGCUGCUUUGCAUAAAGCCUUAGACUUGGCAAUUGCCAGGUUUGAAAGUGGUGAUCUCACUGGAAUUGUGGAGUUAGACACUUUGAUAGAAACCAAUAGACUGACUCAUGAAAUGUUGUCUGAAUACUUGACCCUUGAUCCGUUUGAUUCAAUGCUGAAAGAAGCAAACCAGGCUGUGUCAUCCCCCCAUGGACGAAUAACUCUACACUGCUUCUGGGAACUGAAUCAAGACUUUCUACCCAAUUUUGUGUACAACUCAUCAACGAACAGGUUUGUCAGAGCGAGAAUGUCAUUUGCUGAUGUUAAAGAGAGUCAGAGAGAACCACCACCAAAGGCUCAUCAUUAUUACUGGUACGGUAACAAGCAACUUAACCUGGCUUACAGUAGCUACUGUCAACUUUAUGGUCACUUCAUUGGAGAGCCACACUUCAUUGCUAUGACCAGGAUGUUGGGCUACCAGGGAAUUGCAAUGGUGAUUGAGGAGUUGCUCAAGGUUAUGGAUGGCUCAUUGAAUGGAACAAUCAAGAGCUAUGUGCAUGCAUUAAUGGAAGGAAUGCCCAAGAAAUGUAAAUUACCUCUAGCAGAUUAUGGCUCACCUGGUGUACUUGGUUUCUACCAUCUGAACUUGAAUCCUAUCCUUCAGUACAGCAACUUGAAGACUGAAGUGUUUCAAGCCUUCAAAGAGAUUGGCAAUGGUAUUAUCUUCUGUUUGCUAAUGGAACAGUGCUUGUCACAAGAAGAAGUUCUGGAUUUAUUACAAGCUGCUCCGUUUCAAGGAGUAUACCCAAGGCCAUUCGUCAAAGAGGGCCAGAAUGCUGAUGUAGUUCGACAGCAAGUGAUCAGACAAUAUGCAGCACUGCAGGUCAUUCCUGUCAUUGAACAGCUGGGAACUCCAACACAAAUUGAGACUGCCAAAGAAGGUCAUCUGCUAACAAAGGAACGACUGUGUCGUGGAUUGUCCAUGUUUGAAGUUGUGUUGCAUCGUAUUCAGUCGUUCUUGCAUGCCGAAGUUUGGAGUGGACCACCACCUGCUAAUGGUGUCAUGAAUGUUGAAGAAUGUACUGAGUUCUACCGACUGUGGAGUGCCAUACAGUUUGUCUACUGUGUCCCACCAUUUAGUCAAGCUGAGCUGACUGUUGAGGAGUGCUUUGGAGAAGGUUUACAGUGGGCUGGCUGUACCUUGAUUAUGCUACUCAACCAGCAGCGACGUUUCGAAGCAUUCGACUUCUGCUAUCAUAUCGUGAAAGUGCAGGAGAAUGAUGGAAAAGAUGAGACAGUACAAGGAGUGCCCUUGAAACGCUUAGUCGAACGCGUCCGACAGUACCAGCGUCUCAACAGACAGAUUUUUGCAUUGCUGAACAAGCACCUGCACAGUAGGCCAACCUUAGAUGCUGCAGAGAACAUCCGCUACUUCCAGCCACCUAUUCACGAGAAUUUUGUAUCGACUGUUUAAUUAAUAUAGCCAUGUUCACAUUCUUGUGACAUUUGCUGUCAUUUUCAUGUACACCGGAGGUGGCAUUUUGUUGUGAUAAGUUGAACCGAUGAACAGCCAUGUCAUUAGAUUUGAGUACACUCUAUUGACUUCUGUAUUAUGUGUGAUGUACAUGUACAUGGGGACGCAAUGAUACUGCAUGCUAUAGAUCGGAAAAGAAGUCUUCAUUCGCACAUUGUUUAUGUUUAAUUCGUUUUCUUUUCAAUUCUUGA